AUGUAUAAUUAAAAUAAUGAAAAGGUCAAUUCCCUGUUUGAUUUGGUUGAAAAUGACUUCAUGGUCAAUUAUUUGAUGGAUCCGCCUCAUGCGUUUCCUAGAACUAAUAGCAACUAAAAUUUUAUUGGAUUAUAAUAAAAUUUUUCAUUAUUGGAUAAUUAGUAUGAACCAAUGGAUUUGAAGUAGGAGGAGCCAAUUCUAGAUGCAAAGAAACAGAAACAGAAAAAGCGAAAAACUUAAAAAAGCAAUUAAUCUGAACAUACAAAACAGAAGGAUCCAUUUCAGUAUAAGAAUAACUUGAAAAACACUUACAUCAAUAAGAUCACCAACCUGGUUUAGUAGGAUAGUCAGAAAUUGUUACAACAACAAUAGGCAAAAUUUAGAACAUCGGAGGAAGAUAGACAUGAUAAAAAUAACAGUGUUUCUUAUUAGGAAAUAGAGGACAGCACUCAGGCCAAAUUGCUGAGGAAUAGGGAAUGCGCCAGGAAUUCGAGGAAGAGGAAGAAGAUUUAUAUUGAAUUGCUGGAGCAUCGAGUCAAACAAUUAAAUGAUGAACUCGAGAAACAGAAAUUAUUGAAUAAGACAAGUGCAGGUUACUUGAAUAAGAUGAGUUAGAAUCAAUAAGUAUUUGUUCAUUAGAAUGUUUCAUAGUUGUAAGGAUUCUUUUUGGGAAGGUAAUAAUUAUACGAGAAAUUGGAGAAAUCAAUCCAAAACAAGGCAGAUGACAAUGAAUUAAAUUUACUCCUAGAUUCAAUGAGAUUUAGAGUUGGUGGAGGGGGCAAAGAAAGAGUAAGUGCCUCCAAUUACUUCUUUAAUUAAAUAUUGGAGAUCUGCUUUCCUGUUCAUGUUCGAUACAUGUUAUGGGCUGCAAGUGAAAGCAAGGACUUGUUUGCUGAUUAAUAGGAUCAAUAGUUAUAGGAAGGACAACCUCAGUGGUUGCUGGAUCUCACCAACGAUCUCUAGAUAACUGAGGCUUAGAAAAAAUAGAUGAAGAAAUCUUAAAGAAGGAUUAUAAGUGAUAAGAAUAAAUUAUUAGAAAUUUUGAGUUAAUUCCAGGAAAUCAAAGAAUAACUAUACAAUAAAACCUCUUAAGUGGAGAACUUUGUUGAUGAGCUUAGAAAUAUUUUAAAUCCUACACAAGUUGGCAAAUUUUUAAUUGGCUUAGAGAAGAACAAAUUUAAAAGAGAAAUGGCAAUAUCUAAGAUAUGGAAUAUAUUCGAUGAUCAGAGUGAAGAUGAAGAAGGAGAUGUUGAAGUCAAAGAAGAGGAUUCCGUCGAAGAACCAGCAAAGAAAAAAGUAUAAAUUUGA
This is a messenger RNA of Paramecium tetraurelia, 1308 nucleotides long. RefSeq lists its product as uncharacterized. Lineage: Eukaryota; Ciliophora; Oligohymenophorea; Peniculida; Parameciidae. Gene Ontology annotation, molecular function: DNA-binding transcription factor activity. The record is from RefSeq and is a predicted model, not a curated record. Gene Ontology annotation, biological process: regulation of DNA-templated transcription. The transcript has 5 exons.